Ziziphus jujuba (common jujube) is the source of this 713-nucleotide messenger RNA. RefSeq lists its product as uncharacterized. The coding region runs from base 36 to 389 and encodes 117 amino acids. The transcript has 3 exons. Lineage: Eukaryota; Viridiplantae; Streptophyta; Magnoliopsida; Rosales; Rhamnaceae. The record is from RefSeq and is a predicted model, not a curated record.
AUACAAAUUGCGCACAAAAAAAAAAGCCACCAUUAAUGGUUAUAAUUCUUAGUAGAUCAAAUAUGGGUCAGAAAAUCACAAAAAUGGACCAAGACCGAACCGGAGAGAAAGCUGAAGAAAAGGACCAGUCGCCGCCACCUUCUCAAAUGGACCAAGAUCGAACCGGAGAGAAGGUUGUGGAACAGAACCAGUCACAGCUACCUACUCUUCACCGUACCGACGCAGACGAUGAAGAUGAAAAUGUCAAACAGCUCGAUGAAUGCUCUUCUAUCUACCUUUCCUUGCAGGAUUGUCUUGUAAAUAAGGACAGAAAUUGGAAAGCUUGCCAAAAGGAAGUUCAGGCUUUGAGGUUAUGCAAUGAGAGGAGGAAUAAAGACAAAGCGAAGUGAGGAGGGUAAAGCAGAGGACAGAUGGAAUCUCAUAAUGAUUCAGAACGUUUUCUGUGGUUAUUGGCUUUACUGAACGGAAGGGAAAAUUAUCAUCUUUUGAAUUUUAUUUUUUAUUUUUUAUUGUUUUUAUUUUUAUUUUUUAACUGUUGAUUGGUACUCUUUUCUGAUUCUUUUGCAAAAUUGGAAUCCAUGUUAACGCAUACUUACCACUGAACUACCAAAUAUUGCUUUACUUAAAUAGAAAUGAAUUCAAAUAGGGAAAUCAAAUUCUUUUGUAUUGAGUCUUUGACAGAUUUGAUCAUAUCUACCGUGAUUUUGUUGCCA